Molecule: messenger RNA, 6140 nt
Organism: Monomorium pharaonis (pharaoh ant)
Lineage: Eukaryota; Metazoa; Arthropoda; Insecta; Hymenoptera; Formicidae
Gene: Invadolysin
Product: leishmanolysin-like peptidase
Exons: 15
Coding region: 316-2376 (686 amino acids)
Biological process (GO): proteolysis; cell adhesion
Cellular component (GO): membrane; cytoplasm
Molecular function (GO): metalloendopeptidase activity
Source: RefSeq, a predicted model, not a curated record
GUACGCGUUCUCCCAGCUGCGGCAAGAGCGGGGCAACAGAGGGUCAGAAAAGCGGCGAGUGAUGCACAACGGGUGUCGCGCGAUCACGAUUCUUUACGACGAAGGGUUUAUCCCAGCGACAGCGUCGUCGUCGUCGUCGUCGCCGCUGCCGCCACCACCACCACCACCGCCGCCGUCGUCGUCGUCGUCGGCGGAGUGCCACCUCCACCUCCACCUCCACCGCUGCCGCCACCGCGCUAUCGAACGUGAGUCGCGCGGCGCUGCCUGCCGUCGCGCCGGUCAUAUAAAUGCUCGGCGCCGGCGGGCGCGCUCAGUAUGUGUCAUGCUCUACGGGCGCGCGCGUCGUGCGUGAUGGCGGCACGAGUGCGGUUGAAGAUGCGCCGCGGCACCGGCGUGUCGCCGCUCGCCGUUCUGCUCGCGGUGUGCGCUGUGUUGGGUCCACCGCCUGUCAAUGGGAUGUUCGAGCGCCGGCAAUGCGACCAUCAGCAUCCACGGGCGCACGAGAUAAUUCACGGCGUACACAUCGAGCCAGCGCACGAAGUAAAGAAACGUAGCAUCAGUCAGCCAGUUCGCAUUCUGCUAUCUUACGACGAGAGCGUCUUUAGGUUGGACGACGAGAAACUGGAUCUCAUUAACAAUACCAUUUUACCCGAGGCUGUGCACUUUUGGGAACGAGCACUGAUGGUGCGAGAGACGAAGAGUACCAUUAGAUUGAACAGGAAAUGCGAGAGUAGUCAAGUUUUCGUCAAGGACCACCACACACACUGUAUAGAUACUUGCCGUCCUGUUACUAUGUGCGGUGAAGUACGCGUCCCGGAGGACCAUCUUGACGUUUGCAGAACGUGCAAUGCGACGGGACACAAUUGCGGAAUAGCCGAAGGAAGUAAAGCUGGUCCGGGAAUCGACGGUGCCGAUUUUGUCUUUUAUGUAUCCGCUAUGCAGACUGAAAGAUGUCACAAGGGCUUAACAGUAGCCUACGCUGCUCAUUGUCAACAGGAAGCAGCCUUGGAUCGGCCGAUAGCUGGUCAUGCCAACCUAUGCCCGGGAAGCAUCAGCACGAAACCACAGGAGUUGGAAACAUUGCUCAGCACCGUUAAACACGAGAUCUUGCACGCUUUAGGAUUUUCUGUGAGCUUAUACGCUUUCUACAGAGACGAGAACGGUGAGCCCAGGACGCCUAGAAGAAGCGAUACUGGAAAACCACCUCUUAAUGAAAAGUUACAAACGCACCAGUGGAGCGAGAACACGAUCAAAACCGUGGUCAGGCCUCGCUGGAAAGUGCACGGCGGUUACGUGGAGAGGACCAUGCAAAUGAUAGUCACGCCUCGAGUCCGUGCCGAGGUUCAAGCGCACUUCAAUUGCCCGGAACUCGAGGGCGCAGAAUUGGAAGACCAGGGCGAGGAUGGCACAGCCCUAACACAUUGGGAGAAACGUGUAUUUGAGAACGAAGCUAUGACAGGAACGCACACGCAAAAUCCAGUUUACUCGAGGAUCACGCUUGCUCUUAUGGAAGAUACUGGUUGGUACAGCGCCAACUAUUCGAUGGCACAAGAGCUAGGCUGGGGGAAAAAUCUGGGAUGCAAUUUCGCUAUGAAAUCCUGCAAAGAAUGGAUAUCCACCAAAUCAUCCCCGUUGUCAGGAAAAUCGAUACAUCCUUUUUGCAACAAAGUGAAACAGGAUCCAUUGCAGACUGAAUGUACGGACGAUCGGAGUUCAGUGGCCUUGUGUAACCUAGUGAAACAUUCGCUACCACUACCCAAGAAAUAUCAAAACUUCGAUUCAAUUCCCCACGUACCACCGGGAGAGGAACAAUAUUACGGCGGAUCGGUAUCUCUGGCGGAUUACUGUCCUUACAUACAAGAAUUCACGUGGAGAGCGCGGAAUAUAGUGGUCAGGGGUUCUCACUGUCUUUACGAGGAGAAUAAUCCGCAUCCGGACAAGAAUUUUGCAUUAGAAAAGUAUGGUCCUCAUUCAAGGUGUUUUGAUCACACCAAUGAUAUGUGGGAAGAGAGAACUUGUAAACAAGCGCGUCAGUGGCAGCAUUGGGGCUCCGGUUGCUACUUGUAUAAGUGCGAAGCUGGAAGAUUGCACAUUAUAGUCGGCAAUUACACGUAUACUUGUUACCACGCUGGACAAGAGAUUAUUAUAAGAAUUAUGCAGAAUGGCUGGUUGCAUAAAGGUGCUCUAAUUUGUCCCCCCUGCCGAGAUAUUUGUCAGGCGGAAUUUAAAGCGCGGAACGAGUGGUGUAAACCAGGGGACGAACAUCCACCUUCUAUAUAUUAUCAUAAAGAUUAUCUUCACUGUGCGUCCGCAGAUAGUUUUAGUCUAAGUAUAUCAACGCUUAUUAUUGCAAUUUUACAUUUCAUCAUUAGAUGAUAUAAACUGUCUGUUUUUAGUUAAUUGGUUUUAAAAAGCAUUAUCUAAAUCAAGAUAUAUAAAUAUCAUUUAUUGACCUAUGUAUCAUGUUUUGAUAGCGAUAUUUUCAAUGUGGUUCAAAAAUGUUCUACGUCUCGCGAAAAUUCUAUUCUAGUUUUCACUAUUAAACAAUGAAUAUUGGCCGAGGUGACAAUCGUAAAUAGAUUUAUUAUCUACAUGAUAAAAUGUUGGCCAAAUAAAUGAUUUAAAAGAAUAAAGAAAUUAAUUGACGAUAAAUAUGUUAAAUACGCGAUAAAAAAAUAUAUUUGUAUAAUUAUACUUGGAUUUAACGUGAUGAUAAUAUGACGAGGCAUUUUUAGGUGCCAAUUUCAUAUUAUAUAUGCUUCAUCUGGAUUAUGUAUCUAGCCAAUUUGUUAAUUUUAUUAUUAUAUACAUUUUACAAUUUUCUUAUUCUGACACAUGAUAUAAUAUCGUCAUUAUUUCCUGUACGAAUACUGUCAAGAAAAGGUGAAUAAUCUCGAUCAUCGCUCAAUUCAAGACGAUGAAUAAUUAUACUGUAGGUAAUAGAAUUGUUAACAUUAUCUAAUGUGUGUACACACGGACUGCAACCGCUGCCGAUAUAAAAAUAAUAUAGGAUUUUAUGAAUAAUAUUAAUUAGUAGUUGAAAUUAAUAACUUUAAUAAGAAACGUUAUAUAUUGCUGAUAUAUAUGUAAAUGACAGUGUAAAAAUAUAUUUUGCACGAUAUGACAACGCAAGUGACAGUCGUAGAAAAAGUAGAAGAAAUAUGUAUAUAUCAGAUAUGUAUGCUACAAUUCAUACUUGCGAAACAUUAGAAAAUAGUUUUGUCAGCAAUGUAUAGCGAAUUUCUUUAAACAUUAUAAGUAAAUAAACUCGAGAUCAUGAAAAAAAGAUUGACUUUACAUUCUAUUGAGGCUAGCAUUCCAUUGUUCAUGAAAAAAAAGGUUGAUUUUACAUUCCAUUGAGGCUAUAACGAGCUCAAUUUUCUAUAAUUUUGGAUUAUGAAUAAAGCAUUAUUAAUGAAUCCGCGAUAUUCCUGUUGGACAUGUGUAUGGAAGUUCGUGUGAACAUACGUAAACAAGUCAUAUCGAAUAAUGUACGAAUAAAUGUGAAAAUUAAAGUGAUUUAAAAGAAUGACAAACCAAUUUAUAAAGGAUUGUCGAUUAUUGUGAAUCCGGAUGGAUAUCGUGGAUAUCGUAAAUGUAUAAAAAAAUAAGUCUUUGUACAUAUAGUUUCAAAAAAAUACAAAGUCUAAUAAUGCAAAAGAGAGAUUUACUACAUUUCGCAUAACAACAUAAUAUCCAAAUCUUAAUAAUUAGUAUAAUGUAUUUUAUUUGAUAAGUAUAUUAUAAAUAAUAUAUUACAAAACUUUUUUUAAAUUUCUUAUCAUUUAAAUGAUAUUCAAUACAAUUUUCGCGGAAAAUUAUUUUUAUUAUAUUUUUAAUUUAUAUGCAGUGCAGACUUACGUUUACACUUGUUAGAAUUUUUUUUAUCUAUAUGAAAAUUUACUGUUCGCGAUUUUAGGUGUUUUAUUGAAGAUAUAGAUAUCGCAACGCAAAGAUUACGCAGAUUAACCGUAAGUAAAAUAUUUGAUAAUUUCAAUCUUUUGAAAAAAAAAGAUAAGGUCAGUGGAUAGACUGUGCAUAUAUUAAAGUCUGUAUAGUAAUCAUCUUUAGGAUAAGCUAAUCCAUUUUGGAUACAAUAAAAUAUUGAGAAAUUUUUUGUUAUUUGCUUGAAAAUAGCGAUUUUAAUGUUAACAGCAUUUUUUAAACCAUUCCAAAAGAAUUACUUAUUGAUUAUUUAAAUAAAUGUGCUAAUUUCAUUAUAAUACAUAUAUUCCAAUUUGGUGCAAGAUUUUAAUGUAUAACUAUGAUGAGAAUUUUUAAUUUAAUUUUGUACAGAAAUGAUUAUAAUAUUUAACAGGUUUACUUUGUAAAGAACUUGAAGAUAUCUCAGCAUUGCAUCAAAUAUACUGAGAUCUGUAUUCGAGAACAUUUCUCGCGAAUUCCUUCUAAUGUCAUUGCUCGACAUAAGAAUGGAUUUUAUGCGUUGACAAACGCCAUUCGAUAAAUAUUAAUACUGAGCGCGUCAACUAUCAAUGAGGAAAAGACGAGUAUGUUUUAAUAAUUAUCUAAGAUCUAACUACGAUCGAAUAUAUAUGUAUAAGCGUGUGUGUAUGUGUGUAUGUGUGUUUGCAGCUAUUUGAAUGCAUCAUGGACAUCACUACAAUACAUAUACUAAAUCAUAGAUUGUUCCCAAAAUUCUGAGCUGUUAGUCUAUUAGAUUUUUAAGAAAAUGAUUACAAACUUAUAUAAAGUUGUUAGAAUACAUGUUUUAGCUAUUAAUUUGUUAUUUAAUUUUUAAUAACAUCUUUGUUAUAAUAGUUAUUACAAAAAAUAUAUUACAAUUUAAAAAAUUACAAUUUUCAUAAAAACGUGUAUUAGAAUGGUGCAGCAGCUCAGAAAAAUUGUACAUACAAUUCUAAACUUUUUUUAAACACAAACUGGAAAUAUAUGUAACAUUUACGAAUAAUACUAUUUUACAAUAUUUUAUGUGUAUAUAUUAUGUUUUUAUUGAAAUUUUAAAAAAAUUUUAACACAUUGGAUGUACAGAAAUAUUAAUAGAAAAUGGUAAAUUACAGAGUUUUUAAAUAAUUUGCAAGUAAUAUUAGACAGACUUUAAUUUGAUUUUAUUGCAAAUUAUUGCAAUGCACAUAUUGCAAAUUACUUGUAAUGUUAUCUCAUGAUUUAAUUUUCAUUGUGAGCUUAAUAAGUAAUAUACUAUUACUUGUUAAACAUAAAGCAUAAUUAAAACUUUAAUUUUAUUUUUAUGAAUAAUUGUGCCAUUAUUAAAAAGAAAUAUUCUGUAUGCUUUAUAUGACAAAAAAUUACACAAAUAUAAUUGUCUAGAUUAAAAUUCAUUAUACAAGUUAAAACUUUGUUGAUAUCAGUAAAAAUUAUGUAAUGAAAAAAUUAAUAAUUAAAUAAAGCUUAAAUACGUAUUGUAAGCUCUAAAAAUAUGUUUAAGAAGUGAGAUUAUUUUUACAGGUAUCAAAGAAUCAAUGUAACGAUAUAUACCAUUUACAGAUAUACUUCAGUUUAAUAACGAGAAAUAAUAACUAAUAGCUAAUAAGUUUUAAUAUUAAUACCAUUGUAUAUGCGCCGAUUUUAUCGCAAAAUUGAUGCACUUAAUCCUCCUCUUGUGGGUUUUUGAUUAAUGUAAAUGUCGGUAAAUAUUUUCUUGUCUUCUUACAAAUACAUGAACUUUUCAUAAUUCUGAAAAUAUUUGGAUAUUGGUGUCCCAAAAAACAACUUUUUAAAAUAACAAAAACGAGCUUAUAGCUGAGAUAAGGAAAACUAUUUAUAAUCAUAUCAUAAUAAUACAAACGUCAUCACAAAGGAGGAUUUAUGAUGCCAAUCUUGCAUUAUAUAGCAUUAAUCUUUUUUAAUUUAAAAUGUACAGACUUAUAGUACAUAACAAAACUAUUGUGAACACAUAUUUUGAAAUUUAUUUUAUCUGGAUCAUUUAAUGCAAAAUAUUCUUGAUUAUUGAUAAGCAUUUAAGCAAUUUAUUUGCAUCGUAGCACAUAAAAAAGUGCUCACUACCUCGGCUACGUUAAGCAAUCUGUAUUUUAUUGCAAUCGCCGUUAAAGAGGUAUGUAAGGAAUGUAAUAUUGUAAACACUUCUAGUAUUUUGUUUUUAUGAAUAUAAGAAUUCUGUAUACAAAUUAAUAAACAAUUAAAAA